Messenger RNA from Morone saxatilis (striped sea-bass), 3122 nucleotides. RefSeq lists its product as uncharacterized. Bases 162 to 3074 code for a protein of 970 amino acids. The record is from RefSeq and is a predicted model, not a curated record. The transcript has 3 exons. Lineage: Eukaryota; Metazoa; Chordata; Actinopteri; Moronidae.
AGGCCAGGUGAACAGCAUUACCUCCAAUCAGACUCACAACCAGCAGCAGAGCGUCAGUAACUCAUGUUUGACAAGUGAAACACACGGACUAACAACACUGCUACAACUUAUUUUACAACUUUUUCUGACAAUCAUACAAACUUGGAAGAAGCUGGUCCAUCAUGUUAAAAAUCUCUACUCUCUACUCAAGACUCUUGUUUGUCUUUGCGCUGGUCUGCGCAGCUGUCAUGUCGUUUAUCAUGCGUUCAGAUGCUGCAAGAGCCAGUCCCAUAACAACCCAAGUGGACAAGGGAGUGAAGCACAAUGUCUUGAGACGGUUGUACAUUCCUUACAGUCAACAUCAUCCCCUUUUUAUUGGUCUGCUAUCAACCGAAACUGGACUCCAACGUGGAACUAAUAGUGAAACUGAGACAAGCAGCAAUUACAGAAAAGCCUUGUCAAUCAUUGACCAUCAGUCAAACCCUCUACAGUUUACAAAAGGUAGCUUUAGUUACCAUCAAAACAUCCCAGAUAACAAACAGGCCAAAGCAGGAAUUAGUAGAGUGUGGAGUGGAGUGAGGCCAGCAAGCAGCCUUGAGACACGUCAAUCCAGAGUAAAUUACCAUCCACUCUCUCAAAAAGUUGCCCAAAAUGGAAAUUCCUAUAAUUCAGUCAUUAUUAGAAAACCAUCUUACAAAGAAGCUACCAGUCUCUUUUAUCAAAGCUCCAGUCCUUCACACAUUUGGGAGCCCAAAGAUGCUCAGAAAUCCUACAACAGAGAAAAAGUUCCUAGAAAUGACUCUCCAAAGAUGACUAAAGAUGAAACUGUUUGGCAACCCUCUGACUCUUCUCUUUUUUCAUCCCAGACGGGUACAUAUUGGAGUACUACACUGCCAACCUCAAGAGGGCAUUACAGUGGCUAUAAAGAGACAAAUGAGCUCACUGCAGCCGGGCCGUGGAGUACAUCUACUGGGAUUCAAUCAAGCAAAUUUCUCGGCUUCGCAAGUCAAACUGCCCCUCAUGCACCAUCAAUCAGCAAUAGACCAGACGCCUCUGUUAUUAAAAGCAAUCCAAGCCCAGAAAAACUGACAUCAUCAAUCACAGAUUUCUACCACGGGCCGCACUCGGUGAGAAGCAGUGAGACACCAAAACACAAAAAGCUCAUGUCGUAUCUGUUCAAGGACCCCCAGACCUCUCAUGGUGGACACGAGGCAGUUAAUACAGUCGCUGGUGAUGGACACAGAGCUCUGUCCACAACAGCACAUAAGCAAAGGCCCUCUAAUCCACAAGUUUACAGCAGGUUUUCUUCAAAUUUUAAACAAUUAGAGCAACCACAGAGAGAAGAGCCCACAAAGGGAGUACAACAUCAGUCUGAUAACGCCAAUCCACUGUAUCAAAAUACAAAUGCGGCCCAGUAUGGUGCUCAGAUAGAUAGAGCAGGAACUCAAAUCUCUGUAUAUCCUGCUCCACCGAAAGACGUUACCAUGGAAAGUUUUGUCCCGGUACCUCAUGCAGAUUUCCAGAGUAACUAUGCCACUGGCAGCGAUAAAUCUGUAGUGAGUAGCCUGGUUAUUACAACGCCAAGAGGAUCAAUGCAAGCUCACAGACCUGGCGUAACCACAAAAAGCAUCUACGGUUUGAGAGGUUUUAAGAGUCCUACAUGGAGAGCUGUGAAGGAGUCACCUGCUCUCUCCUCCAGUCGCUCUGAUGAAAGGUUCAACUCUCAGAGGUUCCGCUUUGACAAAGGAAAGUUUAAAAUCGCAAAUGUGUACCCCUCUUUGUCACCAAAGUACAGCUUUGGCCAGAGAGGAGCAUCUACUGCUACAGUGAAACCUGAGAGGGCACCCACAGAUUAUUCCUCACCUUCUCCUGGUACUUUAGACAUCAUCCAAACCAAGACCACUCCAAGGCCGUUAACAUCAGGAUUUAAGGAGGCCCGGCCUCCGCUGCCUGAAAGUGAUGCUGGUAAGGGCAGAGACCCAGAUCGCACACAGUUCAGAAACUACAGAAGAAUAUUUGGUUUCAAAGGGUUUGGCAAUCGACCACUUGAGGGAGCCAAACCUUUAGUUAGUGAACCAGACAAGUCUGCCAGAGUCCAGCAGGGUUUUAAAAGUUUUAAACUUAGAAGCUGGCAACCGAAGAGCAGCAGGAGUCACUGGUGGUACAAUAAAACAGAGCCGGGUAGCAGCCGUGUAUCCACAAAGAGUCAAAAUGAGCAAAGCAGUGAAGAGCUGAAACCACUUUUAAAGACAGCAGGAAGCACUGUUACCAGAUUUACUCCUGACACAUACAAAAAGACCCACAAAAUCAACACUCAGGGAUUUCACCCUCUGAAUGUUCAUAACAAAACCCACUGGAGGUACAAAGAACAAAACGCCUCUACAGCAUCUGCAAGUCACACAACCUCCUCAGCUUAUAUCAGAUCAGCGGUGGACCUCGAGGUCAAAUCCAGCCAAAAGUCUGAGCCAAGCCUGUCCAACAAAACCAAACUACCUGCAAUGAAGGCGAGGCUGCUCGGCAGUUCCACCAGCAGCACGGUGAGAGGCAAACGCGUGAAUGAAAAACACACUAAUGGCAAAAAGCUCAAUGAAUCUACGUUUCUGAGCAAUGGAAACCUAGCCAUAGUCAGGCUUCCCAAGCGGCCUGUUAGAGUCAAAGCUGUCACGUACUCUGAUAUUGUUGGAAGUGCUUCGUUCAGCGGCAUCAGGGCUACAACUCAGACACCAACGGCUGAUUAUUUUCCAGACGCUACAGCUGCCAUCAAGCAAAAAGCAGGGGCGGGUCAUUGGACCUUAAACUCUGAGGAUGCUGUGUAUAGUAGGGGCAACACCAGCAGAGGCCCUAAAGCACAAAAGGAAGGUGAGGAAGAAUAUUUGAGCAGCGUUGAGGAAAACAAGCGGAGAAGUGAAGAAGUUGACAGUGACGUGAAAACUUCAGGUCUGUUCCUGGAUGACGAAGGAAGUGGAAGUGGAAGUGGGGGCUUUAUUGUGUCUUCUUCAACCAAUACCACAAAGAGUCAGGGACUUAGUGAAGAUUUGUUCGAACUAGAUUAUCUACGAAUAUCAACCGGAAACAUCUCCUUCAAGUCAUUGUAACUGUCCCAUAUGAAACUUGUUUAAUUGUUCCAAUAAAAGUGGGAAACG